Molecule: messenger RNA, 4144 nt
Organism: Eriocheir sinensis (Chinese mitten crab)
Lineage: Eukaryota; Metazoa; Arthropoda; Malacostraca; Decapoda; Varunidae
Exons: 7
Coding region: 228-950 (240 amino acids)
Source: RefSeq, a predicted model, not a curated record
AACCAGGCGGGCCCCGAGUCAUGUAGCAGCCAGCACUCCUUGAGCCAACACCGGUCCCCCCGCGCUGCGCCCCUGGAUAUACCUAUACGCGCCACAUUACUAAUCUACGCCAGUCAUCCAUCCAGUUAUCAAGAGUCAUCCAGUUAGAAAAAAAGGGUUCAUUGGACAGACAGAUCAACAGACAGACCGACAGACAGACAGAAGCAGGAGCAGCCCAACACAGCACAAUGGCGUGUACUCUCAAGAGCGUCAUUGCGUGCGGCAUCAUACUGGCCGUCAUCGAUAUCCUCCACGGCCUGUCUACCCUUGGCUUCUAUGGCUACCGGUUCAUCUCCUUCUCCUUCUACCUGUGUCCCCGCGACCUGGAAAUCUCAGUGUGCCAAAACAAGCUGUACUUCUACGAGCAGAUGUUCACCAUGAGGACGUAUAUUGGGCUCGGGGAAGGCGCUGUCACCCUCCUCUUUGACAUGAUCUACAUCAUCGCCCUCGUCAAGUAUUUGCCGUGCCUGUCCUGGAUGUGGAUCUUCAAGUCCUUCGCCGUGAUGGGCAUCAACGUGUUCUACAUCAGCUCGUGGCUCGUGAGGAAGCAGAGCCUCAAGGAGAUUACCUUCCAAGACGAGGAAUACCAGCGCCACUUCCUGCUUGCCGGUGGAUGGCUGACGGCGAUACAGCUUAUUAUCAUGGUCAUCUUCUGCAUCAUCGGCGCUAUCUUCAGCUAUAAGGUGGCAGCUGAACGCAGACGCAGCCGCAGGAGCCUUCGCAGCCUGCACCCACGAAGCCCCAAAUUCAGGAACGGCAACGCCUCCGCCCCGCCCAUGGACGCCUACGACGACAACACAUCCUACAUGAACCAGGCUCUUGCGGACAGCACCAACAAGCUCCCCCUCCAGUCCUCCUCCACAAGCAUCGACAAGGCGGAGACACUCAAGGCAAAGCCCACACAAGUCUAAAGGAACAGAGCUGAGAUGUGAUCUGAAGGGCAUCAUCUAAUAAAACCUUUUUCAUCUGAUUCUUCGAUGGAGACGCUCAAGAAACAGCCCAAAGAACACCAACAAGCUCCCCCUCCAGACCUCCACACGAGUUCAAAAAAGACGGUUGAGGUGUGAUCUUUAGGGCAUCAUCGAAUUAGACCUUUUUUCAUAAUUUUCUUCGAUGGACAAGCUCAAGAAACAGCCCAAGCAAGUGCAAAAGAGUGUUCAGGGCGUUAUCGUAAGGGCAUGAUCAAGCAAGACCUUUUUCAUCUGCUUCUUCAAUGGAAAUGCUCAAGAAACAGCCCACAGAAGAGUUUGAGAAGAGGUUGAGUGUUUAACUUCAUGGGCAUAUAUCACGACCAUUUUCCUUCUUGUCAGUCCAUUUUUUUGUUUUUUUUGUUUUUUGGUCUUUAAAUAUCGCAUCCUCUUCUGAAAAUGCGGUAACUUUCUUCUUGUAUGUCCCGUUUCCAUUUUUUUAGGCCUUCUACUUUGUGUCGUUUUCUGAGAAUAGCCAAAAGGAGUGGGGCUGAAGGUACCGGUAGUUUUGUUGCGUCUGUGUUCUGCUUCCUUUCUCGUCUGCCACUUCAUAAGACUCAAAACCAUAGUGAUCAGAAGGAGCCAUGAGGCGCUUUUGAGGGACACUAUCACACACUUCAUCAUUUUAACUUUCCUCACCAUUUUUCUAUCGCUUUCUCUUUCUCCUGACCAAGACCCUCAAACAGAAUCAAACAGCCUCCACACAUUUCCAUGCAGCAGUGUCAAGAGUCUGUUUUGAGCGCUAUCACCCACCAAGGACUUCUUUUUUAUUACUUUUCCUGCUGUCUUUCUCUUUUUUUUUUCCUCCUGCCUCCCUCGCUCUCACAUCAGAAAUGAGAGGCGUGAUGAGGUUGGGAAGUGGUUCUGUAAGGUCGUCCUCUUUGUUUGGGAGACAAGAGGAACUGUAGUUUUGAGGCGAUGCUGUUUUUUCAUUCUAUUUGUUGUUAUUCCGGUUGAUCAGCGUCGAUGUUUGUGAGGGCGAGAGUAGUAUUCGGUAAAGGUUUGGUGGCUUACUUCCUUGCCAUCUCUCAGCCCGCGAAACAAGAGGGGCUGCAGAUUAAAGGCGAUGUCCUUUUUUUAUAUCUUCCUGUGUGUUCGUCUCUUUGGUUCUUCUGCUGUGAACGCCAUAGCUGUGUCCGGUGAAGGUUGGGCUGACUAACGCAUACCUCUGCGAGAGACAGUUUCCUUUGGAGGGCAGAAAAAGGAGAUGAAAGCGAGUUAUACAUAAUUCACUGCUUCUGGCGACGUGACGUGACUCAAGCUCUCUCACUCUCUCCCUCCCUUCCCUCGUCCAUGCCGGCCUGACCAACCCUAAGUAGGUCGCCGUACGUGCGGUAAACAACACGCGGCGUGGAUUCUUACAUUGGUGGCAUUGAAGUUGAGUGAGGAAGAUAAUCAGCGUCCACUCGCCAAUCUCAGAUUGACCAAAACUUCUCAUGCUCCAAUAUGCACUUGAAAGAAAUAUGUGUGUGUAACGAAGGCUCCAGCAGGGACACGACGUUUGCAAUGAAUCUUUCGAGUACAGGAAAGUUUCACAAAACCAAAGAUAUACUCCGAACCGUGCGUAUGGAGUAACAAAAGAUUAAGAGUAAAAGUGAACUUAUGUGUGUAACGAAAAUCCCCUCACGAACACAUCUUUUGCAAUAGAAUCUUUCUAGUACAACAAAAGUUAGCCAAACCAAAGAUGUUCGUGCUCCAAAACUUAUGUGAAGAGUAACUGAAUCUUAAAGUGAAAACAUGAAGGUGUGUAACGUGUAGCGAAGACUCCGUCACGGACACAACGUUUGCAAUGAAUCUGUCGAAAGUACAAGGUCCAUAUUCUUAAACGCUCCCAUUACGACUCUUUUCCAAGGCCACAGAGAAGAUUGACCAGGUUUCAUGGGUGUUUCUUUCCCGGUCAAGGUGCAAGAGUCAUGUAAGACUAUCACUAGGAGCACAAAACAGUCAUUGAAAAUCCUAGCAUCUACGAGAGGCUUUUCAAUCGGACGAACUGAGGUGACAGUAACUUUAAGAAUAUGAACCCAAACCUUGAGGUGCACCUUUCCCUGGGCUCUCCGGCUGGUGAUUGUGGCCACGCCGAGUACCUGAUUAAAAGUGAUCAACUGUAACUCUGAAACACGGAUCUUAGGUUAAAAUACGUAUGUAUCCUUCUCUCCUUUCCCAGACGUCAUGGGUAGCGUUAGUUCUGUCAUAUAUCGGCGAUAAGAAAACAAUGAAACUGAAAACAAAAUGCUUUUGGUGAAAAGUGGAAUGGAUUAAAUUACUGAUUACACAAGUGAAUAAAUGUGUGUAUGUAUGUAUGUAUGCAUUAUCUUGUUAGGCCAGUAUUUAUCACUAGUCUGGUCAUUUCUGUCCUGUCCUUUGAUAAUCGCCUUUCAUACCAAAAACGCUGUAGGUAAAAUUGUCAAAACGAUAGUAGAAGCAUUUAAUAAGAGGACAAAUCAUUCCCAUACCUUCUCCAUUUCUCUUAGCAUAUAGAUUAUCAUUCCACUUGGUCAUGUGAACCCAAAUAACCCCCUCCUGUGUCGACGAAGGUAUAACGAAGGUAAAAACGUUAUAUCGAUAGAAUUAGAACCUCCUCGUCAGGACAAACCAUUACCAUACCUUCCUCAAUUCCCUUAGCGUAUAGACUAUCAUUCCAUUUGUCAUGUGAGCCUCCUCUUAUGUCGACGAAGGAAAAACGAUAGUAAAAUUGUUGCAUCGGUAGAAUUAGAAACCUUCCCAUCAGGACUAACCAUUACCAGACCCUCCCUAGAACCCCUUAGCGUGCAGGUCAUCAUUCCAUAUAUGUCAUGCGAGCUUCCUACGGUGCUAAAGUGACAAAGAACCUUCUCCUUAUCCCUCCUACCCGCUGUACAUAUUUGCUCACCUGUACAUAGUUCCCCUUUCGUAGCUUUAAGAGAGAAAACGUGACGCCCAACUGUGUUUGAUGAGAUACUGCCCUAAAGUCGUGUCUCACUUGAUAAUAUAUAUGUGUGAGUGAAUGUGAGUGUGUUUGUAUUAAUUUAUGUAUUUUAUAUAUAUAUGAAGAUUUAUAGUGUGGACGGUCAUCAUCAUCAUCACACAGACAGUGUUGUUAUGUAUGUGUGAAUUUUUACGAGUUCUGUACGAUGAGAUAAUAAAAAGAAUGAAGUUUA